Molecule: messenger RNA, 1611 nt
Organism: Penicillium coprophilum
Lineage: Eukaryota; Fungi; Ascomycota; Eurotiomycetes; Eurotiales; Aspergillaceae
Product: tRNA-dihydrouridine synthase family protein
Exons: 2
Coding region: 1-1611 (536 amino acids)
Biological process (GO): tRNA processing
Molecular function (GO): tRNA dihydrouridine synthase activity; flavin adenine dinucleotide binding
Source: RefSeq, a predicted model, not a curated record
AUGACCUCCGAAACAAGUCCAUCACAGACCAUUGAGCAGACCUCCGCGGCUGCGCCUCAGCCUCAGGAGAAGCUCUUUGGGAGAAAAUUUUAUGAAAGCAUUGGCAGCCCAAAAUAUGUUGUUGCCCCCAUGGUCGAUAGAUCCGAAUUCGCGUGGCGCAUGCUCACUCGAUCCUUCAUGCCACCAGACGAUCCGAAACCUUUGCUCGCAUACACUCCAAUGUUCCACGCACGGCUCUUUAGCGAACAAGAGAACGUUCGCGCCAAACACUUCCAACCUACCCGCAAAACCAUCGGAGAGAGCAAAGAUGAAUUCUAUCUUGAUGGAAAUCCCGCCAUUGACAGGCCACUUUUCGUUCAGUUCUGCACAAAUAACCCAGAUGAGUUCUUGGAGGCUGCCCGUCAUGUGGUACCUUACUGCGAUGCGGUGGAUCUGAACCUUGGCUGCCCGCAGGGCAUCGCGAAAAAGGGACACUACGGAGCUUUCCUCCAAGAAGACUGGGACUUGAUCUAUAAGCUUGUGCAUCGAUUGCAUACUGAGCUCCCGAUACCUGUCACGGUGAAGUUCCGUAUCCAGGAGACCAAGGAGAAGACCUUGGAGUACGCUAAAAUGAUUCUCUCCGCCGGUGCCAGCAUCAUCACUGUGCAUGGACGCAGAAGGGAACAGAAAGGUCACAACACUGGAGUAGCAGAUUGGAGCUAUAUCCGCUAUUUACGAGAUAAUCUACCUCCGGAUACGGUGAUUUUUGCCAAUGGAAACAUUCUUAACUACGGCGAUAUCGAAACCUGCCUCGAGGCCACGGGGGCCGAUGCCGUUAUGAGCGCAGAAGGAAAUUUAUCAGACCCGUCCGUAUUCAGCAAGCCGCCUCCAGUCGGCACGGAGGGGAGAGAAUACUGGCGCGGGCGAGAUGGAAAAGGCGGUUACCGAGUCGACGCCGUCCUGCGACGAUACCUUGAUAUCAUCUAUAAAUAUGUCCUCGAACAACCCGUUCCGGAAAGGAAGCCACUCUAUCUUCCAUCCGACCCAGUUGAUGAGUUUGCCGAAACCAAUAAUGCCGAAGAUCACGGCCACGAGGAUGGCCCACUUAAAAAAAAGCAGAAGCGAAGUAAGGCCGAGAAGGGCAAGAAGUCACACUCUCCAAACCUUGGUUACAUGCAGGGUCACCUUUUCCAAAUCUUGCGGCCAAUGGUUGCAACUCAUACCAACGUUCGAGAUGCACUUGCUACAUCUAAACCAGGCGAUAUGGCCGCUUUUGAGCAUACCUUGGUUCUCCUUGAGGAGGCCAUCAAAGUUGGACUUCAAGAGUAUGAGGCCUCUCCCGAGAAAUUUGAAACGAAACCCGAUGAGACUUUGAAGGGAUCUAAAGCAGUGAUUGCGGAAUAUGGAAGACCUUGGUGGAUUUGCCAGCCUUAUGUUCGUCCUCUCCCCGAAGAGGCAUUUGAAAGUGGCGCUAUGCGGGAAAAGGGCACCAAGCCUCCCGCAAAAAUCGAAGGUGAGGAGAAGAUUAAGCCUAGGGAGACUGAAACUUCUUCUGAGGGCACUCUCACGCCAGGUGAUGGUGGUGCCAUCACUGCCACCAACAUCACACCCGAUCCUCUUGUGAGUGGAUAG